AUGGAACAGCUCGAUGUGAACAAUGUGUUCUUGCAUGGUGAACUCAAUGAAGAGGUGUACAUGCUGCCACCUCCAGGAGCAAUACUGUCUCGUCCAAAUGUUCAAUCACAUGCUGAUCAUUCUCUUCUCAUUAAGUCUGAGGGAGACUCAUUCACAGCAUUACUAAUCUAUGUUGAUGAUAUAGUAGUUGCUGGAAAUGAUAAAACAAAAAUCGAUUCGGUCAAGCGCUCCCUUGAUUCUGAGUUCAAGAUCAAGGAUCUAGGCAACUUGCAUUACUUUCUGGGUUUAGAAAUCUUACGUUCUGUUGAUGGUCUGUUGAUAAGUCAGCGCAAGUAUGCUCUUGAAUUAAUUUCUGAUGGAGGUAUGUUGGGGGCCAAACCUUGCUCUACUCCCUUAGAACCUGGUCUCAAAUUGGAGCAAGACGCAGGACAUCCUUAUGAAGAUGUAGCAAGUUAUCAUCGACUUAUUGGGAGGCUACUCUACCUAACCACCACUCGACCAGACAUAUGCCAUGCUGUACAGCAGUUGAGCCAAUUUAUCUCCAAGCCUACUGAUAUUCACAUGAAUGCCGCUUUACAUGUUUUACGGUAUUUGAAAAAUGCUCCUAGCAAUGGACUCUUUUAUCCAGCAGCUAAUAAGUUACAACCAAGUGGAUUUGCAGACUCUGAUUGGGCUGUAUGUGCAGAUACCAGGCGGUCGAUUACUGGAUUCUGUGUGUUCAUAGGAUCAGCUUUAGUCAGUUGGGAGUCAAAGAAGCAAGGAACUGUUUCCCGUUCUUCUUCAGAGGCGGAAUAUAGAUCCUUAGCUGCUCUUACUUGUAAGAUCCAAUGGAUUCGGUAUUUGUUACAGGAUCUCCAAGUUCCAUUUCACAAGGCAGUUCCAAUUUAUUGUGAUAAUCGAUCAGCAAUCUAUUUGGCUCAUAAUCCUACCUUCCAUGAGAGAACCAAACACAUUGAGAUUGACUGUCAUUUGAUACGAGAAAAGAUUCUUGAUGGUCUUGUUCAUUUUCUUCCUAUUGCUUCAGGCGAUCAACUGGCAGACCCAUUCACUAAAAGCUUAUCAGUAGGCCCUUUCAAGUCUCUCGUUGGCAAGUUGGGUUUGCGCAAUACUCACCCUCCAACUUGA
This is a messenger RNA of Gastrolobium bilobum, 1125 nucleotides long. RefSeq lists its product as uncharacterized. Bases 1 to 1125 code for a protein of 374 amino acids. The transcript is spliced from 2 exons. The record is from RefSeq and is a predicted model, not a curated record. Lineage: Eukaryota; Viridiplantae; Streptophyta; Magnoliopsida; Fabales; Fabaceae.